UGAGCAUACAAACAAUAUUUAUUGUGCUCUUGGGAAUGUCUUACAGGGAUGUUAGGAAUUUUACUGAAAUGUUGCGGACGUUGGGUUAUCCGGCUCUGGUAUCGAUGGAGAGCUUCAGGAAGCCGAACUUCCCGCUUGUAGCGAACCUCUUGGUGUGGUUAGCGAAGAGGUUUGAACCUGAUGCCGAUAUUUCAGGUGAAAUAGAUACAGAAACGGAGAGGAUUGCUUUAAUAAGGAGCGCUGCCCAAUUCAUGGCUUUGAAAGCGAACAUUAAGUUGAACACGAAAAGGCUUUACCAAGCUGAUGGGUAUGCUGUUAAGGAAAUUUUGAAGAUUUCGUCUGUGCUUUACGAGGCUUUGAUGCAUCACUCUGUCGGUGGGAAAGAUGAAGAGGUGGAACAAGAAUUGAGCGUUCGGGAUUUUGAUAUUUCCGAUAAAAUACACGAUUUGAAGCAGUCGCGGCAAUUGGCCACGGAAAUAACAACUUCUGGAGCGAGCUUGUUCGAUUUGCUGGGAAAGGAGAUUGAUCUGAGGGGUUUAAGGCAAGCCAGCGUUGGGAGGAAUUACGAGGUGGCCGACGUGGAAGCAUCGAUUAGGAAGGCGAUUGAAUCAUUGAAAGCUAAUGUAGCUGAAACCAUGCAGAUGAUCGACAAUGUUUCGGCUACGGAGGGAAGCUUAGACGCUAAGAUCGAAAGGAGGAAAGUGGAAAUCGAUCGAUACGAAAAGAGGUUACAGACCUUGAAGAAAGUUCGUCCUGCGUUUUUGGAGGAGUUCACCGGUUUGGAGGAGGAAUUGAAUAAGCUUUUCGCACAGUACUCGGUGAGAUUGAGAUGUUUGACGCAGCUGGAGAGGUUGGCUGCUGAAGCUGAACGUGUGCAGAUCGAGAGGCAACAGUUGGCUUCGUCUCAACAGAAGAUUGAGCCGAUAGCGUUUCAGAUCGAGGAGUCCAACGAUCAGAUGAUGAGCAUAGAGGAGCCUAUGAUCAAUGCGGAGCAAAGGUUGGCGCCGAGCAGACAAGAGCGGCCGAGGGCGCGCACUGGAGGACGGACACGCAUGGACAAUAGCAGUAAGGGAAAGGUUUUCGGUAGCAUGUCCGUCGAUGAAGAGUCUUCGGACUCCGACGACAUCUUCUUGGAUAACGAUGAGCCGGAGCUUCUGCAAUCCGACGAAGAGGACAGUCUCAGUUUGGCGCUCGAUCUGAAGCGAGCCCCGUCUGCUAGAAUAAGCAGCAGCAUCGUGCAAGACAACAGCGACGACGACUUUUAAUUAAUCAUUGCUAAUUAGUUGUUUUUUUCUCUAUGUUUAUUACUAUUAUUUGAUA
Messenger RNA from Nicrophorus vespilloides, 1320 nucleotides. It is a transcript of the gene Cluap1, whose product is annotated as clusterin-associated protein 1. The record is from RefSeq and is a predicted model, not a curated record. Gene Ontology annotation, cellular component: intraciliary transport particle B; cilium; centrosome. Gene Ontology annotation, biological process: cilium assembly. Bases 36 to 1265 code for a protein of 409 amino acids. The transcript has 7 exons. NCBI's taxonomy places the organism in Eukaryota, Metazoa, Arthropoda, Insecta, Coleoptera, Silphidae.